AUGUAUGACAUGGCUCGAGGUUCGGCGAUGCAAGACAAGCAGGAGCAAGAGGUCGUCAAGAGUCUCACGGCCAACUGGGUUUGGCCUGCCAAUUGGGUUGACUCAUCUGAAAGGAACACUGCUGGACGCAUUGUCGAGUUCACACGACAAUUUGACCUCGCAUACAACCCUGACCGAGCUCUUUUGUACUGUUCCGCCGAUACGCGAUACAAACUAUACGUGAAUGGCGCACGGGUCGCCGUGGGGCCCAGCAGAGGGUGUUGUUCGAUCUGGUACUAUGACACUGUCGACAUCCAGCCAUACCUCCACCUGGGCGAGAACCAGAUACAAUUCGUCGUUCUACGAUAUUUUGCAUCGUCACGGGCAGCCAUGCCUUUCGAGCGAACGGCAUUUCCAGGUGUGUCGAUCUACGGCAGGAUCCAGGCUGGCAAACAGGCAGUGGACCUGGACACCCCAGGAGAAUGGAGAGCUCAAAUCAACGACAGCAUCCUCUUCCCGACUGGAUUGAUCGACGACGUCUUUUUGCAUAUCAAUGAACGCGUCAGCCCAACUGGUCCUCCCGAGUCGGUCAAGCCUAAAGCAUAUGGAUUUAAGACCCUCAAUGGCGAACUAAGCCCCUGGCGACUACGUCCACGCUCCAUUCCGAUGCCAGAAGAGACCAUUGUUGCGGUGGACACCAUCAGGGCUUGCCACAGCCCCCUCGCGACCGACGACUGGGCCAAGUAUCUUUCCGCGAGCAAGCCCAUCACACUCCCGGCUGGCUCCUCGCACACUCUGGAACUACAAGCUGAAGUACACUCAACAGCCUUUCUGCGAUGGACAUUUUACGCCCAGCAAUCCUCCCAGAUAAAGCUGAAAAUUAUGUAUUCCGAGGGAUAUGAGCACGAGCCACGCUCCUAUCCCUUCUUUCGCACAAAAUCUGAUCGACUUGACGCUACUGAAGGUCAUCUUAUUGGGCCUUUCGAUGAGGUAAUUCUGGACGUCCCAGUAGGCCAAAGGGUCACCUAUGAGCCUUUCUGGUUCAGAACCUUUCGGAUCAUACGUCUAAACGUUGUGGUCGGCUCAGCCGCAGUGUCAAUGGAGUCAUUUCUGGCGAAGCAAGUCAACUAUCCUCUCAAUGUCAAGGCCAGCUGGCGCGACGCUCAGGAUGCCGACAGCUGUAAAAUUUGGGAUGUCUCCAUCAGAACCCUGCGGAACUGCAUGUUUGAUGCGUAUGUUGACUGUCCGUUCUAUGAGCAGCUUCAGUAUUCGGGCGACAGUCGUCUGACCGGCUUGUUCCAUUAUUUGCUCUCGGGGGAUGACAGGCUCAUGCGCCAAACAAUUACGAACUUUGCCGCAUCCAUCACCCCCGAGGGUAUGACACAGUCUCGCUUCCCCUCUCAUGUGCCACAAAUCAUUGCAGGCUUUUCGCUCUUCUGGGUCCUGCAAGUAUGCGAUCACUACCUCUUCUUCGGCGACACCAAAUACACACGCUCGUUCCUUCCCCGCAUCGAUGGAAUCUUGGAGUUUUUUGACAGCCAUGUUGACGAAGACGGUCUGAUUGGAGGAUUGCCGAAAGAUAUGUGGCAGUACGUUGACUGGGUGACAUCGUGGGGUGCAACAGAUGAGCAUGAAGAUAAAGGCGUGCCUACAUCAGGCAGGACCACUAACCGUCACACAUAUUUCAGUCUCCUGUACGCCUAUGUUCUGAAACAAGCAGCAUGGUUGGUCCGCGAAGUCAAUCGACCAGGCUAUGCCCUUGAAUUCGAAACACGAGCAGAGAGUAUGAUUGAAGCCGUCCGAAAGCACUGCUAUGACGGACGCUUUUUCACCGACUCGACUGCUGAUGUCGCACGCGAGGACGCUUAUUCUCAACAUUGUCAAGUCUUUGCCGUCUUGUCGGGUGCGGUGCCUGAGUCCGAACGCACUCGGUUAUUGCAGGAAUCCUUCGCACGGCCCGACUUUUCCGAAUGCUCCUACGUGAUGAAGUUUUAUGCCUUAAGAGCAUUUGCCCUCGCCGGAGAAGAAGCAUACGCAUCGUUCUGGACUCGAGUAUGGGACCCUUGGAGAAAGAUGCUCAGGAAUAAUCUGUCAACCUGGGAGGAGGACGAUGUGCGGCAACGCUCAGACUGUCACGCGUGGGGCAGCGUUCCAAUCUACGAAUAUUGCACCGAGUUGGCAGGGGUUCAGCCAGUUGCCCCGGGUUGCAAGAAGAUUCUAUUCAAACCUCGGCUCCACUUGAGCAAGGAAAUCGACGCCGAAAUGGCGUUGGGCAGCGACAAUGUUGCGAAGGUGUCGUGGACUUCGGGCGAAGAUGGUCACAAGCAUGUCAAGUUACGACUAGCUAGGGCAGUCGAAGUGGUCAGUGUACUUCCAGGAGGCGCGCGGCGAUCCCAUGGGGUGACAGACAAUCUCGAGCUAGAUUUCGCGCCUCACCCACAUCUCUAG
This is a messenger RNA of Exophiala dermatitidis NIH/UT8656, 2427 nucleotides long. Its product is annotated as alpha-L-rhamnosidase. Gene Ontology annotation, biological process: carbohydrate metabolic process. NCBI's taxonomy places the organism in Eukaryota, Fungi, Ascomycota, Eurotiomycetes, Chaetothyriales, Herpotrichiellaceae. The record is from RefSeq and is a predicted model, not a curated record. The coding region runs from base 1 to 2427 and encodes 808 amino acids. The transcript is spliced from 4 exons.